GAUCAAUCAAAAUUUUGUGUGGUUCCUCUGUUGAAUCUUUUUCCACUGAGCUUUGCUACUGAGACGUUCAUGUCCACUUAAAAUAAAUUAUUGCUAUAUUGGAAGGAGAACAGCCACAUAUUCUCUCCACAUACUGUUUACGUCUGAUCGACAUGCCUUCCUAUAUAAGAUCACAUAUAUGCGCAUGGAGUGUACAAGUAAAUUAUAACACUGCACAAACUGCUUAUUAAUAAUAAUGGCAAACACAACGACCAGCAACCCAGUGAUGAUUAAGACCUCAUCCGGAGGAAUCUGGCAAGGCGAUAAUCCUCUAAGCUACGCCUUUCCUUUGCUAAUAAUUCAAACCCUUUUGGUUCUCUUCACAAGCCGCUCCCUUACUCUCCUCCUCAAGCCACUUCGCCAACCCAAAGUCAUCGCUGAGAUUUUAGGUGGGAUUUUGCUCGGACCAUCGGCAAUUGGACGUAACCAAAAUUUUGUGAAAUGGAUUUUCCCAUCAUGGAGUACUCCCAUUCUUGAAUCUGUGGCCAGCAUAGGUCUCCUCUUUUUUCUCUUCUUGGUUGGUGUUGAACUAGACUUGUCAUCUAUUCGACGUAGCGGCCGCAAAGCUUUCACAAUAGCUCUGGCUGGUAUCUCCCUUCCUUUCAUAUUCAGUGUUGGAGUCACCGUUCUCAUCCGCCAAGCAAUAAAGGGACAGGAAAAAGUCGGCUUUGCACAGUGCCUCGCGUUCAUGGGUGUUUCAUUCUCCAUUACAGCUUUUCCUGUUCUGGCUCGUAUCUUAGCGGAGCUCAAGCUCCUCACUACUCAUGUUGGAGAGACGGCCAUUGCUGCUGCAGCCUUUAACGACAUCGCUGCAUGGAUAUUACUGGCUUUUGCAGAAGCACUCUCUGAGGGAAAUGAGGGACACAGUAAUAAUAACAAGACACUCUCCUUGGUCCCGAUCUGGGUUCUUGUUUCUGGCGUAGUGUUCGUGGCCUUUAUGAUGUUAGCUGUUCGGCCCUUGAUGAGCUGGGUGUCCAAGAAGUACUCGUCGAAGCAGCAGAAGUCUAUGGACGAAGUUUACAUUUUGUUGACUUUGGGAGGAGUAAUGGCGUCGGGUUUCAUGACUGACUUGAUCGGAAUCCAUUCCAUUUUCGGAGCAUUCAUUUUCGGGCUGACUAUUCCGGAAGGGAGUGUGUUUGCAGGAAGACUGAUAGAGAGAAUCGAGGAUUUCGUGACAGGGUUGCUAUUGCCGCUCUACUUCGCGUCAAGUGGGCUGAAGACGGACGUGACUAAGAUAAGAGGGGUUGAAUCGUGGGCGCUGCUGGUGCUGGUUAUAACAACGUCGUGCGUUGGAAAGAUUCUGGGGACGUUUGUGGUGGCCAUGCUAUGUAUGAUUCCAGCAAGGGAUUCGAUUGUUUUGGGCGUGCUUAUGAACACCAAAGGUUUGGUGGAGCUUAUUGUUCUCAAUAUCGGCAAGGAGAAGAAGGUCCUAACUGACGAGAUGUUCGCCAUUUUAGUGAUGAUGGCCCUUGUUACCACAUUCAUGACGACACCAACAAUCAUGGCCAUAUACAAGUCCAAGUCUCCACCAGACAUCAGCACACGUACCCAAAGCAGUCCAAAUUUAAAGGUAACCAAAGAGAAAAAGACUCAAAUGCGAAUCCUUGCUUGCAUUCAUGGACCCGCAAGCCUACCCUCCCUCUUCAACCUCAUGAAUUUGCUCAACCAUUCACCAAUUAAGCUUUACAUCAUGCACCUUGUGGAACUCACCGACCGUUCCUCGUCCAUUAUGAUGGUCCGUCGAUCUCGCAAGAAUGGCUUUCCCUUAGUCAGCCGCUUAUGCCGGCGUGGUCCUACGUUGCAUGAGUACCCGAACCAAACAGCCGCCGCAUGUGAGGCCUACAGCCUAGUCCACAGUCAAGUCACUGUACGCCAUACAACGGCUGUGUCAGGGCUAUCCUCUAUGCACGAGGACAUACUUCAUGUGGCGCAAGCCAAAAGGGUGUCGAUGAUAAUUUUGCCGUUCAUGGAGGUUUCGGGAAAUGGCUGGGGAGGGGUCAACCAGCGGGUACUUAAGACAGCACCGUGCUCGGUCGGCAUGUUUGUGGACCGAAGCUUUGAUUUAAGGUCAGAGUGUAAUGAUCAGCUGCACGUUGCUCCUGCUACUAACAGCAGUAAUGCAUCAGAACCAACUACAACCAUUUCCUCAAGGAUGAAGAAGGUGUGCGUUUUGUUUUGUGGAGGACCAGAUGAUCGGCAAGCUUUGGAACUGGCUGGGAGGAUGGCUCACCAUGAACAUGUCAUUGUGACCGUAAUGAGAUGUUAUCAUGAGCAUGAUCAUGAAAGAUACAGUUGCACAAUCUCCAUCGUCAACGAGGAUAAGCCGGAGAAGGAGCUUGAUGAGGCUGCACUUAAUGAGUUGAAGAGGAGGAAGUCGGCAGAAGUAGAGUUGACUGAGAAGGUAGUGGAUAAUGACAUAAUAGAAACUGUGAGGAGCAUAGUGAACAAUAUGGAGUACGAUCUGGUAAUUGUUGGAAAAGGACACUUUCCAUUGAAUCAGACUUUUGUUGAUGAUCAAGCCGAGUUGGGACCCAUAGGAGGCGCAUUAACUUCUGCUCAACAUGAAAUUGCUUGUUCGGUGCUUGUUGUACAACACCAUGCGGCACCACUCUUACUGCCCAAUGAGGAUGGAAUCGUAAUGGUCUAAAUUGAAAUACCAUCUCACUUGUGUGAAUUGCUAUUUCUUUCUCUCUUGAUAUUACUCGAAUAGUGCGACUGAGGUUUUAAAUAAAAUUCUUCAUAAAUUCAAGAAGAUUCUGUUGGAAAUUUAUAGGUGAUUCAAUAGAAAGACCAAUGUCAAAAUACAACUCAAAAUGAAAAAUACAAGAGCAAUAAUAAUAUUGAUAAAAUAAUGUUGCAACUUUAGAUAAAA
This is a messenger RNA of Cannabis sativa, 2911 nucleotides long. RefSeq names its product cation/H(+) antiporter 20. NCBI's taxonomy places the organism in Eukaryota, Viridiplantae, Streptophyta, Magnoliopsida, Rosales, Cannabaceae. The transcript is spliced from 4 exons. Gene Ontology annotation, cellular component: membrane; endomembrane system. Gene Ontology annotation, molecular function: antiporter activity. Gene Ontology annotation, biological process: regulation of pH; proton transmembrane transport. The coding region runs from base 236 to 2686 and encodes 816 amino acids. The record is from RefSeq and is a predicted model, not a curated record.